Pogona vitticeps (central bearded dragon) is the source of this 2701-nucleotide messenger RNA. The record is from RefSeq and is a predicted model, not a curated record. NCBI's taxonomy places the organism in Eukaryota, Metazoa, Chordata, Lepidosauria, Squamata, Agamidae.
UUCCCGCGGGGGUGGUGGUGGUGGAAACAGGCCCGGCAGCCGGCUCUCCCAUCCCGAGAUGUCCACCCUGGCGAGUUCACGGCGAAGGUGAUAACAGAAGUCUUCAGAGCCAAGGCCAUCCGGCUCCUCGCUGGCCAGAAGCAGGGUAUUGAUGCAGAACUCUAUUAUGUGAGGAAUGAUCUUAUCAAUCACUACGCCUUGUCCUUUAAUUUGUUAAUACCUGUAGAGACAAACAUUCUCCAUUUUAGUUGGCAUGCUAAGGCCAAGGUUGAAUAUAAACUGGGAUUUCAGGUUGAUAAUCUAUUGGCUAUGGAUAUGCCACAGGCAAAUAUUUCUGAACAAGGAGAAGUCCCUCGCACUUUAUCAGUGUUUCGAGUGGAACUUUCCUGCACCGGCAGAUUAGAUUCCGAGGUUACGGUACUAAUGCAGCUCAACAUGACAGUAAAUGCUUCCAAAAAUAUCACAGUCUUAAAUUUCAAACGAAGGAAAAUGUGUUAUAAAAAACUUGAACAAGAAAUAAAAAUUCCAAUAUUGGACAAAAAUAGCAGCAAAGCUAUUUUUGAUCCUGUAAAUGCAGCUCCUACCACUUCUACACGUGUGUUUUAUAUCAGUGUAGGAGUUUGCUGCGCAGUCAUAUUCCUGGUAGCGAUAAUACUAGCUGUUUUGCAUCUUCACAGUAUGAAGAGAAUAGAGUUGGAAGACAGCAUUAGUAAUAGCAGUAGUUCACAAGGCUUAUCACAGCCUUCAACUCAAACAACACAGUACUUGAGGGCUGACACACCUAACAAUGCAACACCCAUUACUAGCUCCUCAGGUUAUCCUACUUUACGGAUAGAGAAGAAUGAUCUUAAAAGUGUAACCCUGAUGGAAGCCAAAGCUAAAGUGAAGGACAUAGCAAUCUCCAGAGAGAGAAUAACACUAAAAGAUGUUCUCCAAGAAGGAACAUUUGGGCGAAUAUUCCACGGAACUCUUAUAGAAGAAAAAGACCCUACCAAAGAAAAGCAGGUGUUUGUUAAGACUGUGAAAGAUCAGGCCUCAGAAGUUCAAGUGACUAUGAUGUUGACAGAAAGCUGUAAACUCAGAGGCCUUCAUCACAGAAAUCUUCUCCCUAUCUCUCAUGUUUGUAUAGAGGAAGGAGAAAAACCAAUGGUGUUGUUGCCUUACAUGAAUUGGGGGAAUCUCAAGCUGUUUUUGCGGCAAUGCAAAUUAGUAGAAGCAAAUAAUCCUCAGGCAAUUUCACAACAAGAUCUUGUACAUAUGGCUAUUCAGAUUGCCUGUGGAAUGAGCUAUCUGGCCCGAAGAGAAGUCAUUCACAAAGACCUUGCUGCUAGAAAUUGUGUCAUUGAUGAUGCACUUCAGGUAAAGAUUACAGACAAUGCGCUGUCCAGAGACCUAUUUCCCAUGGAUUACCAUUGCCUUGGAGAUAAUGAAAAUAGGCCGGUGCGGUGGAUGGCUCUUGAAACCUUAGUUAACAAUGAAUUUUCUGGUGCUAGUGAUGUGUGGUCUUUUGGCGUAACCUUAUGGGAAUUGAUGACUUUGGGACAAACACCAUAUGUAGAUAUUGACCCCUUUGAGAUGGCUGCCUAUCUAAAGGAUGGAUAUAGAAUAGCUCAGCCUAUCAACUGUCCUGAUGAAUUGUUUGCUGUGAUGGCUUGUUGCUGGGCACUAGAUCCUGAGGAGAGACCUAAAUUUCAGCAGUUGGUACAGUGCCUCACUGAAUUCCAUGCAGCCUUGGGAGCCUAUGUCUGACAUAGGAGACUCCUAUGCCUACUUGGAAAUGGACACUGAUUCACAUAGUAGCAGAAUGGGACAUUUACAUUUAUUUAUAAAUGAACACCAUAAUCUCUAUCUGAAACAAAUUUCCCACUGAUCUCAGUGGCAUUUCCACAUGAUGUGAUCACGGAGACAUCAUGUAAAACAGCAACAUUAGAAGAUCUUCUUGCCAAAUCACUGUGCCUUAAAAUAGUCUGGCUUUUUUCCCCUUUUCCUUUUUUCCUUCUUGGUGAGAAUAGGUUUUAUUAUAUGUGUCACUUAAGUGGAACUACGACUCCUGCUCCCUAAAGAAUUCCUGAAAUAUAGGCAUAAUGAACUGGAACAUGAAUUGGAUGAGUACUAGCACUGUUAAAGAAGAUACAGACUUAUUUUCAAAAGUGUUUUAACUGACAAGUAUGUGGAUGCUUUUGUAAAAGUCUUAAAUAGCAACAGCCAUCCCCUUUUCUCCCUCCCUCCUGCAAAGACGUGUGUAUUUGAAACAUCAAAAUAUUUAAAAUGACUUGACUGGCUUUGGUGUUCAUGGUUAUAAGUUGGAAUAGGCUUUUUAUGUAUCAGUUGCUUUUCCUUAAGAUGACAGCACAAUAUAGUUGGAACCACAAGUGGCCUUCUAUUGUUUUUUAACACCACUCUCCAACUGCAGCUCUUGUUGGAGAAAACCUUACAUUCAAGGUGCUUUAUUUCUCUAAAAAGCAGUUAUGUAAAACUGAUUCCAGAUUACCUCAGAAAGAGUAAAAUGGAACCUCAUGCUAAAUGUCUACUUUGCAGACAGGAUGUUCCAAGUGCUAGAAAGUCAGAGAAGCACCAAAGCAACCUGUUUGUUAAGAGCCUUUCACAUUGGACUGUAGAACACCGUUUUCUUGUUCAAAAGGUACGGUUUAUGUGUUCAGGAUUUUUUAUGACCUGAAAUGGAAUAAAAUAUAUAAAUAUA